Molecule: messenger RNA, 1416 nt
Organism: Teleopsis dalmanni
Lineage: Eukaryota; Metazoa; Arthropoda; Insecta; Diptera; Diopsidae
Exons: 2
Coding region: 103-1347 (414 amino acids)
Source: RefSeq, a predicted model, not a curated record
AAACAUUUAGCAGGUGAUUUCAACUCGUUCGUUUAGUCCAUCUUAGGGCGCAAAUUUUGGUUCUUUGAAAGUAUAUUACAAUAUAAUUUAUAAAAUUGAAAAAUGGAUGAAGUACAAAAAGAACAGAUUGUGAAAGAUUUAUUAGAGUGUACAAAUAUUGCGCUCGAUGUAUUCGGUACAAGAACUAUACAAAAAAGAAAACUUAUUACUGAUAUGUUGACUUCCUGUGAAAUUGCAUGCAAGUUACCAGCGAAAAAGAAACGAUCCGUAUGGGUAAAAAGGCGUAGGUCAUUUGAGCAUCGCAAAGAAUCGAAUUAUGAUCGUGAAGAGAUUGGCAUGAAUCCAACUUGCUUUAAAAUGUUGCUUAAUUAUAUUCGUGACGAUGUACAGAAAAAGAAUACCACCAUGAGAGAAGCAAUACCAGCUGCUGAAAAGUUUGCCAGUAUUUUAAAAUUCUUUGUAAGUGGCGAAUCUUUUAAAUCCUUGUAUGAAAGUGAAAAAAUAAAACUAUCAACAGCAUUUAUAUCAAAAGCAACACCUGAAGUUUGUAAAGCUCUUUGGAACAAAUUAAAAGACACAUAUUUAAAGUUUCCCUCAACUAUUCGAGAUUGGAAAGCAGUUGCUGAAGACUUUUCGAAAAAAUGUGAUUUUCCCAAUUGUUUGGGUGUUUUGCAGACCAAACACAUUUAUUUUAAAGGUUUACGAAGAGAUGGAGAUUAUUAUCGCUCAGCUUCUGGUCGUCAUAGUGUAAAAUUAUUGGCCUUAGUAGACGCCAACUACAAAUUCCUUUAUACAGAUGUCGGUGCCACAGGUCAAAAAAGUGAUGUUGAAACACUUGCCCAAAGUACACUUCAAGAAAUACUGCAUGAAGCCGAUGAUUAUUUUCCAAGAGAAAGAAUCAUUGGUAAUAAUCGAAAAGUUCCGUAUGUCAUUGUUGGUAGUGACUCAAUGCCAUUGCAUAAGCAUUUAUUGAAACCAUAUCCAGCUGCCAGUAUUCUUAAAAAACAUCAAGUCUUUAAUAUAAGAUUGGCGGUAGCAAAACAUGUUGCAGAUCACGCAUUUCAUUUAUUAGAGAACAAAUUUAAAUUAUUAAAAAGUGUUAUAAUGCUACGUGCAGACACAGUUGAAUUAAUAACUUUAACCAUGUGUAUUAUACAUAAUUUUAUGUUAGAAUUUGAUGAGGAAUAUAAAAAUGAAAUUCAUUCAGACAUUUUAAUUCAAGCUGAUGACAAACAGAGACAUAUGGAUGACUUUAGUGACCCAGAAGUACACGAAGCGGAAGAAGUACGGUUGGAUUAUAUGGAGUAUUUUAAUGAGGAAGGAUUGAUAGAAUGGGAAGUGGAGUAAUGAAAAAACUAAUGAUAAUCAAUUUAUUAUUUCAUGUCAUAAAUAAUUUUUUCACUUAUUUAAAGAGAA